AAGGAAGUAUAGAAGACGGAAUAGAAGAUGACUUCAAGCCGAAAAAGGGUAAAGAAAAAGAGUUAGAAACAAAAAGUAAGAUUAUUAAUAAAAUCCGUCCUUCGUUAGUGGUUAGCAAUAACCCGCAGAAUGAAUGUGAUGUAGAAAUAAUUGUGGCUCCGUUAAGUAGUAAGAAAUUAGAAAGAAUAGAACCUUAUGAACUACUCAUUAAGCAAAAUAAAGAAAACGGCUUGGAUAAGGACAGUAAGAUUUUAUUUAACCGCUUACGAGCCAUUGAAAAAGAAGACCGUUUGGGAGAUUAUAUUGGAGUAGUUGAUAAAGAAGUGAUGAAAGAAACCAAAGAAAAGUUGAAAUUAGUGUUGGACUUGGAGGAUUAG
Molecule: messenger RNA, 377 nt
Organism: Ambispora gerdemannii
Lineage: Eukaryota; Fungi; Glomeromycota; Glomeromycetes; Archaeosporales; Ambisporaceae
Source: the annotation of a GenBank genome assembly